Molecule: messenger RNA, 1747 nt
Organism: Eriocheir sinensis (Chinese mitten crab)
Lineage: Eukaryota; Metazoa; Arthropoda; Malacostraca; Decapoda; Varunidae
Product: protein charybde-like
Exons: 5
Coding region: 358-882 (174 amino acids)
Biological process (GO): apoptotic process; regulation of TOR signaling; negative regulation of signal transduction
Cellular component (GO): cytoplasm
Source: RefSeq, a predicted model, not a curated record
CCCACCGCGCCGCCACGGCUCAGAACGCUGUAUAACACGGCCGAGGAAGGACGCUGCCCCACGGUCCUCCAGACUUCCGCACCGGCAGGAUCAUCUAUGGAAAACAUAGGCUUCGUGGAAAACCUUUCCGCCGAGCCCAUCCGCCUCACGACAAUUAAUACAUUUGAAGAGUCGCCCUAAGACGAGAGGUUACCGUCUGGCUGGCGAUAAUACUCUCACACAUUAGUGUCUGCACUUGCUGGUAGCACCCCCACUCCCCGCCACACAGGUCGUCAGCCCCGCCCCUGCAGGCGGUGAAGGAGAUAACUUGCCAGGUUGACUGAGCCACUUUUGGCAGCCGAGAACACCGUCUUCAAGAUGCUGUCCAUCCUGCGGCCCAACACCUACAAGACCAACCUGCCCCUGCUCUCCCAGGACUUCUAUGACUACCGCGUGUGUGAGGACGAGACGGCCGCCGCGCUGCUCGCUAAGCACAUCUGGCGCCUCCUGAAGAAGGCCCGGCACCGUCUGUAUCAGAUGCCCGGGUGCGAGGGAGGCGCCGCUGGGGUGUCAGUCCUGGUGCCCGCUGACUUCCUGAACCGCCUGUCCCGCGACGUGGUGCGCAUGACCGAAGGAGAGCGACACGGCGUAAGGGGAUGCACGUUGCAGAUCGACUACUUUGACGGGCAGGAGGUGACUCGCGUGGGCAGGAUCAAGUGUGACCCCCACCUGCCCUCCUCCUGCCUGCUCCACCUCACCCUCACGCGCCUAUCGGAGGGACCCAAGACCAAUAAUCCGCUGUUCAGGAUUCUGGGCUUCGGGAGCGACAACGUCAUCCACAUUAGCCCGGGGUACACGAUGGAGAAGAGGAGGAUCAAGAGCACUCCUAGGAACUCCUGCUGAAGGGCUCGCCUCCUCUUGACAAGGCGGCAACUUCGGGUGACAUGUCGUAGGGCAGGAGGGAGACAAGCAGGAGCAAGGAGAAGAAGAGAUUGCAAGAGGGGAAAGAAUAGACGAGGAAUGAUGAAGAUAGAAGAGAUUGCAAGAGGGGAAAGAAUAGACGAGGAGUGAUGAAGAUAGAAGAGAUUGCAGGAGAGGAAAGAAGAGACGAGAAAGAGUAAUAAUGGAGAUGAAAGAAGAUAUUGCAAGAGAGAAAGAAGAGCUGGAGGAGUAAUGAUGAUAGAAGAUGAGAUUGCAAGAGGAGAAGAAGAUGGCUUGAGAUGAUGGAGAGAGGAGGAAUAAUGAGAAGGAAUUGAUUGGAGGAGGGAAAGGAGAGAAGAUGAUGGAGAUAAUGACGGUGGAGAGGGAGGCAUUUGGUGGAGAGAAGAGGGUAUGAGGAGGGAUGAGUUAAAAUAAUGAAGGGAGAGCAAGAAAUAGAGCUGAAGGGAGAUGGAGAAAGCAGGGAGAAGGAAUGCAAGAAGGGGAGGCGCGGAGAGAGAGGGAGAGGGAGUAAAGAGAGAAGCAGGAGUGAGGGAGGGAGAGGAACUGCAAGGUCAAACUCCUCUCCCAUCUCCUCCUCCAUCUCCCCUUCCCUCCCCUCUCAAGCAAUGUUAGGUAGGCUCUCACCCCCCAACUCCAACCACUGGCCUAUGCAUGUCACUCUCUAAAGGUUCAAAUUACAUGUUCGUAGUUUUAUAUUUUCUCAAGGUCUGUGUUCUUUUGUGUCCAUCUUUUAUAAUAUUGUACUUUUGAUAGAUCUGCCACCUCGCACACACUUUGUAUUUUUUAGCUCGCUGGUCUGACUGAAUAAAAGAGCGUUUUGUAAGUA